Schistocerca gregaria is the source of this 2190-nucleotide messenger RNA. RefSeq lists its product as uncharacterized. NCBI's taxonomy places the organism in Eukaryota, Metazoa, Arthropoda, Insecta, Orthoptera, Acrididae. The record is from RefSeq and is a predicted model, not a curated record. Bases 210 to 1703 code for a protein of 497 amino acids. The transcript is spliced from 3 exons.
UACAUACACAAUUUUGCUCAAGCUAUCGCUCAAAUACGUAGAUACAUUUUUGUGUAAAGGGGUUAGCCACUGUUAGAUGAAAAUAUUAAGUCCAGACUACUAAAUCUGUUUUUGGCAUAUCGUACUUCUUGAGUCUUGAGUAUAUAUUGAUGCUGAAGUCAGCUUGUAGAAAUUAGUCUCCGAAAUCAACCUUGUAGAGGGAUUAAGCCAUGUUCAAGCGCAAUAAACAAAAGUACAUUGUUCGAACCAAUGUCGAUAUUCAGAAAGUAGAGAACCUGUCUACCUGUUGCGCGAUAGGUGAUAAUAUCUUUGUGCAAAUAUCUCGCGGUUUGAAAGGAUCGCGCGUAGUACAGUCUGAACCUGUCAUUUGCAGAAGCCAUGCAGAGGUUAUUAUUUCAAAAGAUUUCGAGUGGGACUCUGAACAUUUUCGAGACAUCAAAACGGGAACGUUCGACUCGAAAAUAUUAACUGUCAGACUCAAAUACCAGCCCAGAAAUUCAAGUAAAUCUAAAACUAUUGGUCUUAUCAAGUUGAACAGUUCAGUGCUAUGCAGUCAUGUAAAUUGCUUAGCCAGUGGUAUAAUGUCUCUGUCUCACCACAAGAAAAUACUUAAAACAUCGAUUAGUAUGACAAUUCAAACAAGAUGGCUUAAAGUUGGACACGAAUUCGUUAAGGAUCUUUUUGAGCCGUAUAAAAACAACGAGUCAAGCCAUAAACCCGACAGAAGCAAUGGAUGUUCCGAACCGAUAGUUCCUGCAAUUGAGAAGCUUGGUUCUCCUGUGAAGAACAAAAAUAGCGAGUCUCCAAGUUCGGCGAACGCUCAAUUAGCAGCUCAUUCAAAUAGUGAUAAUGUCAUACAAAAUGAAAAGGGUAUUUUAUCUAUAUCAAAUUUAGACAAGUUCAUCUGCCAAAGUUGUAAUUCAUCUGUCAAUUUCGAAUGUUCGAAUACGUCGUCUGGUAGUAACGAGACGUUAGGUUUCGAUCAUGCACUGUCGAAGAUGGCAUCGACAUCUGUCAAUUCUAAAUCCACGUCUAAUUUACCUUCGUUACCAGUGAAGUUUUUAACAACGCUCUGUCAUUCUAAAUCGCAAAAUUAUUCACACAAGGCUGGAUUGAGCUAUGACACAUCUAUUGAUUUGCAGAUCCAUGAGUCAUUAAGUAAGGAAGACCGUACAUCUCUACUACCAGAAGCUGCAAAGAAAUCUAAAGAAUUUUUAGAGCAAAAAAUAACUUGUAUAAAUGACAAGGAAGAUGCUAAUAAUAUUUCUGAAUUUGAAGAUUUGUCAAAAGUCGGAGCCAAUAAUACGGGCUCUGUGGCGAAUGUUAAUUUCGACCCGCUAUUGGACCAAGAAAAGAAACGACGUGGCAGCACAAUGGAAGAUAUUUCAUUAAACGCUGUUGCCAUGCUUGAUCAUAGAAUUAAACAUAGAAAAUGUCUGUUUUGUGGCUGCGACUUUUGUGGAUCGAGCUCACGCGGUAAUUCUGUCAAAAGUUUUAAUGAUUUGUACGACAGUUAUCAUGCGAAAGCUUCUCACCAAUAUCGAAUAUCAAUGGCAAAAGACUUGAUUAGCAUAUUGACAGUAGACAGACACUCUAGCUCCAUCAUGUGGAUAAUGUUUGCAACAUGUGUUAUAUUUGGUUGCUAUUUUACAUUGGGAUCCGACUACUUCUAUUUGGGGUUGAGCGCGAGUCGCGUUCAUUGACGAGUUUGCAAAACUUGGUACGCAUUUGAGAUGUGCGCAACUCAAGUCUGAAGAGUUACAAGGCCGUAUACACAACGAGCAUAUUGUUUUGAAUUCCUGGUAGACAUCACCUCAGCAAUGAUUGGUUCAACGUUGGUCUUAGCACUUGUUUAGAUCAAUGGCUUCAUUGGUGACAGAUAUCCAUUCGAUCAAUACGAGCAGCACGAGCGAGCAUUUUAUAAAAGGUUUUCUCUCGAGCGUAUCAGGGAAUCAAGAGGGAUAUAUCUCCGCGGUGAUAUAUUUAACGUGCAUUUUAGCAAAGGUAAAAUACACUUUGCCAAAUAUUGCACAAACGCGCAAGAAAAACAAUUAAAAACAACAGUGUAGGUUGAUAUUUGUUGUAAGAGAAGGUCACAGAAAAUUUUUGUUGAGAUGGGGGAACAUCUGUUUUGUGUCUAUAAAAGAAUUGUAGAAUAAAAAAAUACAUAUAAUUACUAUUAUAUUAAAA